This is a messenger RNA of Humulus lupulus (European hop), 720 nucleotides long. Its product is annotated as receptor-like protein 53. The transcript has 4 exons. Bases 1 to 720 code for a protein of 239 amino acids. NCBI's taxonomy places the organism in Eukaryota, Viridiplantae, Streptophyta, Magnoliopsida, Rosales, Cannabaceae. The record is from RefSeq and is a predicted model, not a curated record. Gene Ontology annotation, molecular function: protein binding.
AUGUUGGCCGCAAGCAUUCUCAUUUUCAUCUUCCUUGUAGAAGCAACUACCACUGUUACCUCUCCCAAAAGAAACCACGUUGUACACUGUAUCGAAAGUGAGAAGCAAGCUCUUUUGAGUUUCAAGCAAGACCUUGUUGAUCCUCUCAAUAGGCUAACUUCUUGGGAUUCCAACGGAGAUGACUGCUGCAAAUGGACUGGAAUUGUUUGUGACAACACCACAGACCAUGUCAAACAACUCCAACUGGCUAACUUAUACGAUGAAGGUGCAUUAAGUGGCAAGGGAGAAAUUUCAGAAGCCCUUGACAGGAUGAUAGGUUGCAACCCAAAAAGAAUUACAUCGCUGAGUUUGGAUGGAAAUUUCUUUUCUGGUCAACUAAAAGAUGACAUCAUUGAGAAGUUUGAAAAUCUAACCUCUUUUUCUGCUUAUGGUAAUAUGCUUUCGGGUCUCAUUCCUCAUUCUCUUGGGAAACUAUCAGCAUUAAAAUAUCUAUUUAUUGGUGGCAACCAAUUCAAUGGAUCUCUGCCUGAAAGUUUUGGAUCGCUCUCUGCCUUAGAACAACUUGAUAUUUAUGAGAAUCUUUUGAAAGGUGUUGUGUCCGAAAUCCACUUUUCCAAUCUCACAAACUUGCAAGUUUUAGUUGCUUUUGACAAUUUAUUGACACUAAGAAUGCCAUUCUCAAUUGGUUCUGGAAAUUAUCAACAAGUUUUUCAUACUUGA